AUGGAUGGCCUCUCGGUCGGCGUGCGACGCUCGGCUUUCGAGAAGCUUGCGGCUUUAGCUGUCAAGUCGCCCGCCCAAGAUGGAUCCAACCUUGAUCGGCUGGCUCAACAGUCUCGGCCAGCACGUCCUAAUGAUGGAGCAUUAAAUGGGAUUCUCAAAAACCAGGCCCCUACAUCUCGGGUGCCAAUGGGAAUCCGUGAACUUGAUGUCCUGCUAGCCCUAUGCACCGCCGCUCUAGCUGUCGAUCAACAAGACCAUGCGCAAAGACUAGUCACCCAAUUGAUCCAAUACCUGCCCGAGUCCCCGAGUCAGUUGUUUCGACCGUCGCCCUUCCUACAAAGCAUUACUCCGUCACCAUGGGAAAAUCUGGCGCACAGCCUAACGCUAGCGUUACUCUCCAUGGGUAUGAAGUACCCGGCCCUGCGCAAAGAAGCCAUCGGUGGUAUCACGGGGUAUUUGAAUAAUUGUGCAGAGGCGAUUAGCUCAGUCACACCGUUUCAUUAUUCUACAUCGGAUGCAAGUGGCCGGGGCGUGGUGCAUGAAUCUAUUGCGAUUUUGUCUAUUGCGGUAUCACUCGUGGGAUUCUUGGAGGCCUCGGCGAAGAAUACAGUCUUCUGGACAGCGCGGGAGAAGCUCCAAAUUAUCGAUCACUUGCGAGCCAUGCUCUCAGAGUCCUUUCUGAUCGCAGUCGAAACAGCCUCAUCUACAAUCCGCAAUGCCAUGGGCACAGAAAGCGUCGUGAAAGACUGGAGAAAGUACACCAGGAGAUAUGCAGCGCAUGGGCGCCCAAUGGGUGCCAUGCUACUGCAGGAUGGCUUCAUGCGCUUCGUCAAAUCAUGCGCGGCAUCUUUAAUCGGCUCGCAGAAUUUGUCCGAUGAUCAACUAUUGGAUGACUAUAUGGCGGGUGUAGGUAUCGCCAAGAGCUAUGAUGAGUCUGACAUUGCCUUGAUUGAGCGUAUCACAGAUCUCAUUAGCGAGGAAAUCCACCUUCUAGAGGAUGGCUCGGAUUAUUUGCAAGUCGGCUCUCCUUCUCAACAGUCAUUGGCUUUCUCUGUGAAAGGAAAUGCUCUCGUUGGCUUCCUUAAUUGUGUUGUUCUGGGCGAGGAUGCGGCUAAUAAUGAUGUCCUCCUCUCUUGGCUCGAGGACACACUGAUCGACACUCAACAAAUGGCUUCGCCGCAACUAGCGGUGACAGCCUUGAAAUGCACAGCCAUUCUCGCGAGAAUGUCUCCCAAUGGCGCUUCGAUUGCAAGGAGAUGUCUGCUGAGGUUUUUGACCCAAGGAGGCGCAUCGGUAGGCUCUGUUGUUGCUGUGGCUGCCCGAUGCCUCGCCCAAGUCCUUAGUAUUCUGUCCGAAGAUGCUGUCAUCACUACCCUUUACUCUCUAGGGAAUGCCUUGAGCCCGAGCCCCAGCUCUGACCAAUCCGAAUCAGUGCAGGAACCCUUUGCUGGCGAUGCCACCGGCUCUGCAAGUUUCGCGCAGCCAGGAAAUAGUAGCCAGACAUCUAUCCCCACCGUCAAUGAGCAAGAGAAGCUGAUAUAUCGGAAUGUUGUUCAUGCUAUUGUUAUCAUAGCAACGAGCUGCAGCGACGACAAAAUCAGCGCUUUGGCGCAAUCUAUGCUAUUGCAAAAGGUUGGUAAGAUGAAUGUUGCAGUGGAUGCCUAUAUCAUUCAAGAAACCGCCGUUCUUGCCCUAAGCAGCGGAAAGGCCGAGUUCCAGCUGUUGCUCAAGUUUUAUGCGCGCAUCUAUCUCGACGGGGCCCACAAAGGAGUGGCGAUGAUUUCUGACGCAGUUCAAUCCGCUAUGGCAUAUCUCUCUGUGACAUUGGACCAACACUCUGCGCUCCAUGGAAUUUACUUGACGCAUCUACUAGAAAGCAUUGUCAAUAAGGGUGAUGUUCCAGAUACAGAAACCGAACGCCAUGCAGAGAUGGUUUUUGCCCCUACCGAUAUUACCCCUCUAUUGAGGCCUUUGGCACUUCUCGUAUCUUCUGUGAAACGUUCACCAGCUACCCCAGACCCAAUACUCGACUAUGACGAUGCUACCUUAUCAUUGUUCCGUGAUGCCUGGUUCAACAUUGCCAUCCACGGCAUUACACUUAAUUCAGCCGUCUUCCAGCAAUACUUCAAGGAGCUUCGCUUGCUUGCGAGCCACUCCCCACCCCUUGUGGCCGAGGAUCGUAUGGAAUCGCUUGAGAGUGACGUGGAACUCAAUACAGUGCUCAGGAGAGGCGCAGGUCCACAGCGAGUAUUGGAGCAAAAGCGAGUUUUGAUCACUGAGCUGGCUGGUCGUGAGUCUGACAUCAAGCGGUUGGAUUACCCACGAUCAGUCUUCCUUAACGCUGUCUUACUGGUCGAAAAUCUCCGUGCAUCUUCUGGAGAUUGUACUAAGAUCCUUCGGUACUUCCGCGAUCCAUCCCUGGCCACCCCCGAGAUGGUUGUCUGCAUGAAUUCUGUCGCAGAGAAGACUGUGACCAGCUAUCUUUCACGCACUUUGUCAGAAGAAUAUGAUGACUUUUCGGCACCCUACUUGUCGAAGCAACUCGCUGCCUACCUGGUAGCUUGUUGCCAUCGUAUCGAGCGUGUACAGAGCAUUGCGAUAACCUGCACAGACAAAAUUAUACGGCAAUGUCCUUCUGCACUUUGCGAGAAGCACUCUCUUUUCGCUUUGCUGGAAAUUUUGACUGUCAUGUGGGAGUCUUGUCUUCAAGGAGAGCUAGAUGAGUUCGAGUGGAAACCCACACUGGUCUCACCCAUGGGCAUUGUGAAAGUCGACCUUCCCGAUAAUUAUGCUCUGAGGAAGGUGACAUUAGAUCGAUUCCUUGUGCGAGCACGAACAUGGGUGACUGCUGUCUUGAACAUUGCCCCACUGGAUGUCAAGGGACUUCUUCAAACAUACCUUUCUGAAUAUGACGAUGAUGGAGGCUAUGGUCACAUUGCCCUCGGUCGUUCAUUUGCCCUUGAAAUGGGUUCUCUUAUACCGCAAAGCGAUCCUCGCCUUGGAUCAAUCGAGGGCUAUAAUGCGAGCGAUGUCAACAUCGCAUCUGACUUCAUGGCUUUAUACACGACCCGCCAAAAGUAUCGCCGACCUGAAGUAUCUUCUUCUAAGGCUCCGAGCAACGAAUUCUAUCUCACCGAUAGUCCAAAGAUAGAACCUUCCACGAAGGUCGAGUCUGGUGAUGACAUUGACCAAUCUCUUUCUGCCCUAUACCGGCGCAGCAUGGAUGGAGAGGAUCUUCCUCUUCUCGAGGUCAGGGAUGUUUUGCGACGAGCUGCAGCUUUGAUUUGUAGCAGCAGUACGCCUCGCCUGUCUGUGGUUCAUUAUUUGGUUGCUCUACCUUUCCAGAUUUUCACCAAGGAAAUAAUCAAACUGGGUGUCUCUCUUUGGCUUGGUGUCAUACACGAAAACCCCAACAUUGAACCGCGGGUUCUAGCAGAGGUCGUGGAGGCAUGGGAAGGGAGUAUCCAACGCCGGAAAGGGUUAUUUGAUACUUCUUUCAACUACUCCGAUCCGUUACACACCAAGAUCGAGUUGUUGCCUACAGACAAGGCGUUGAUGCUUCGGGAGCAGGAGAGUGCACAGAACACACUUUCGCCACACUUGCGCGUUCUCCAGUUUUUUGAGAGUCAUUUCAAUGCAAUCCGCCUCGGCAAUCUGCAGGACCAACAGCUGUUCUGUCGCUUAAUUAGCAGCACGGUAGUUGCUCUUGCAAAUACGGGCUGUCAUCCUCUGGCUCGAGAAAUUCACUUCCGCAUCGUACUUUUUGGUUUGAAUAUCCUGAAACACUUCAGCCCACGCAACAAGGCUGCGUCUUGGAGACUUAAAGAUCAGAUUCUAUCUGCUGCCCUAAGCUGGUUCAAGCACCCUCCCAGAUGGUCUUUUGGCGGUAAUCGACUGCAGAUCAAGGCCGAAGACAAGAUCCUGGAAGAUGUCCUUUCCACACUAAGUAGUGUUGCGGAUAUUGCUGUCCAGUCCUUCGGCGCAUACAAAUCACUUCAACCCAAGCAGGAACUAACCCAAUUAUUGAUCGAGAAUGAAAAGUCUCGACUUCGAGUCUGGCUAUUUCCUCUAGAUCCCGAGCGAAAACACCAUAUGCCAUCGCUAGGAGGCAAGCCUGCCACAGAUGGCGUUGCGUCAUUCCUUCGACUUGCUUGGUCUGAGAGUCCCGGAUUGGCUAUCCAGCUUGCCUCUCGCUUUCCAUCACCUAAGAUGCAAAACGAUGUUCGAUGGUUAAUCUUGAACCACCCCGAGAAGGCUGUUCCGGAGGCGAGUGCCCUGGACAUCAUGUUUGAGUCCUCUCUGCCAUCGGAUGUCAAUUUCCAACUCAAAUAUCUGCUAUACUGGGCGCCUGUGAACCCUACAGAGGCAUUGACCUACUUCUUGCCUGCCUAUGGCAACCACCCAUUCAUCUUGCAAUAUGCAAUGCGGGCUUUGGAGAGUCACUCUAUUGAUGUUCGCUUUUAUUUCGUACCCCAGCUGGUGCAGGCAUUGCGAUACGAUGCGUUAGGAUACGUGGAGCGCUAUAUCCUAGAAACAGCAAAGUUAUCACAACUUUUUGCACACCAAGUUAUUUGGAAUAUGAAGGCCAAUUCUUACAAAGAUGAAGAAUCUCAAAUUCCGGAUCCCCUGAAGCCAACACUUGAUCGAUUCAUUGAGUCAUUGAUCUCAAGCUUCUCUGAUGAAGAGCGCAACUUCUACGAACGGGAAUUCUCAUUCUUCAACGAAAUCACCGAUGUCUCCGGAAAACUUCGACCGUACAUCAAGAAGAGCAAACCUGAGAAGAAGGAGAAGAUCGAGGAAGAGCUACGUAAAAUCAAAGUGGAAGUCGGGGUGUAUCUCCCUAGUAACCCUGAUGGCGUGGUCGUAGGUAUUGAUCGAAAAUCUGGCAAGCCUCUGCAGAGUCAUGCAAAGGCGCCAUACAUGGCUACUUUCCGAAUCCAAAAGACUCGGCCUCUAUUGGAGACCAAGACGAACAAUACCGAGGCAGCUCAGGUGGCUAAGAGAGCCUCAUACGCCCAACAGCAGACGUACGAGGUUUGGCAAUCGGCAAUUUUCAAAGUCGGCGAUGACUGUCGUCAAGACAUGCUCGCACUGCAAAUGAUUGCAGCCUUCCGCAGCAUUUUCACCAACGUGGGACUCGAUGUUUGGGUAUUCCCAUAUAGAGUCACCUCCACUGCCCCCGGAUGUGGUGUUAUUGAUGUUCUGCCUAAUUCAAUCUCUCGAGACAUGCUAGGCCGUGAGGCAGUCAAUGGCUUAUACGACUACUUUGUCUCCAAAUACGGAGGUGAAGACUCCAUCCGAUUCCAGGAGGCACGCACAAACUUUGUCAAGAGUAUGGCAGCUUAUUCCGUUAUCUCAUACUUGCUCCAAUUCAAAGACCGACACAACGGCAACAUCAUGAUUGACGACGCGGGACAUAUCAUUCACAUCGACUUCGGGUUCUGUUUCGAUAUUGCACCCGGUGGUGUGCGAUUUGAGCGUGCUCCAUUCAAGUUGACCUCGGAGAUGGUUGCUGUGAUCAGUGGUACCCAUGAUCCAGCCCAUCAUCCCAGCAACAACCCUGGAAUCAGUCUGCCGGGAACUAACUCAUUCAACCCUACCGCCACUCAGCCUUAUCGUUGGUUUGAGUCGUUAGUUGUGAAGGCCUUCUUAGCUUCGCGUCCCUAUUGCUCGAAGCUGUCGCACAUUGUGUCCUUAAUGCUGGAUAGUGGUCUGCCGUGUUUCAAGCCGGAGACGCUCAAAAACUUCCGUGAUCGCUUUGUUCUGGAUAAGAGCGAGAGGGAUGCUGCUGAAUUUAUGCGUGACUUGGUGCGCAAGUCAUACAUGAGUCGAUCUACAAAGGGAUACGAUCAGUUCCAGCUGAUGACCAACGGUAUUCCCUACUGA
Molecule: messenger RNA, 5886 nt
Organism: Penicillium angulare
Lineage: Eukaryota; Fungi; Ascomycota; Eurotiomycetes; Eurotiales; Aspergillaceae
Gene: stt4
Product: 1-phosphatidylinositol 4-kinase STT4
Exons: 7
Coding region: 1-5886 (1961 amino acids)
Biological process (GO): phosphatidylinositol phosphate biosynthetic process; phosphatidylinositol-mediated signaling
Cellular component (GO): plasma membrane; cytoplasm
Molecular function (GO): 1-phosphatidylinositol 4-kinase activity
Source: RefSeq, a predicted model, not a curated record